AAUCAACACACUCAAACUUAACACUGCUCUCAACUCUUCAACUCCAAUUUCCUUCCCCUUCAAAUAACACAUAAACCCUAAUUUCCCUUCGAAUUUUCCCUUUACGUCUCACCCCGAUGCUACUAUAAACCCUAAUUCUUACAAUCAACGCUUCUGAAAAUGUCACUCCCCGGUAACAACGCCUCCGGCGAUCGCGUUGACGGUAACGGCACCGUACCUCCGCCGGGGUUCACGACGGCGCCGUCGAGCCAGAGGCUGCGGCUGAACCCGAACAAGGAGCACAAGCCAGAUGGGUACGAGGACCUGGAAUUGGAUUUCAGCCCUUCGAUCUUCAGCUCCCUUGAGAUGUACCUUCCUCCCAACAUGCUCGCUGUUCCUCGUGAUGACAAGGCCAAGUUCAUGCACGAGAUUUUGCUCAAGUACCUUCCUCUUGCGGAGCGUACCAGAGGUCAGAAACAAAAAGAGUACAGACACCAGAUACUAUCAAAUUAUCAACCUAAACAUGAGGAGUUGUACAUCAUGAAUCCUACUACAUUCUUCGUUCCAGCAUUUUUGAGAGCAAUUAACGAUAACACAGAGCAAAGCUUUAGAAGUAUAAUGUCUGAGCCUUCUCCAGGCAUUUUUACAUUUGAAAUAUUUCAAAAAGACUUUUGUCAGUUAUUGCUAUCUGAGCUGGAGAAUUUUGAGAAAUGGGUGACUGAAACAAAAUUUCGGAUCAUGCGUCCCAAUACAAUGAACAAAUAUGGUGCUGUACUCGAUGAUUUUGGCCUUGAGACGAUGCUUGACAGGCUUAUGGAUGGUUUUAUUCGUCCUUUAUCGAAAGUCCUCUUUGCAGAAGUUGGUGGAGCAACCCUGGAUUCUCAUCAUGGAUUUGUUGUUGAAUAUGGUAACGAUAGAGAUGUUGACUUGGGUUUCCAUGUGGAUGACUCGGAAGUAACCUUGAAUGUUUGCUUGGGUAAAGAAUUUUCUGGAGGAGAGUUGUUUUUCCGGGGCACACGAUGUGAGAAACAUGUAAAUACUGGAACUCAAUCUGAGGAGUAUUUUGAUUAUUCCCAUGUACCUGGACGUGCUGUGCUUCACCGCGGGCGUCAUCGCCAUGGUGCUAGAGCUACAACAUCUGGCCAUCGGGUCAACUUACUUCUGUGGUGUCGAAGUUCUGUCUUUAGAGAACUGAAACGGUAUCAGAGUGAUUUCCCCAGCUGGUGUGGAGAGUGCCAUCAUUUGAAAAAGGAGAGGCAGCGCUCCACAAUUGCUGCUACGAAAAAGGAAUUGUUCAGAAGGGAAGGUGGAUCGGCUUUAUAAUUUGCUUUGCACAGUAGAUGUUUGUAUGUAGAAUGAUCUAUAGCUGCAAUCAUUAGUCAAGACAAAUAACAUGUCUCCUGAUCAUGGUGUCUGUACAAGCUAUAUACUAGGUAUAGUUUCUUUUUGGAGUAAGGUUGAAUAUUUCCAAAAAAAUUGACAUGGUUAAGAGUUCUGUUUAAUAUUAACCCUAGCAGCCUAGCAAUAUAGAUUUAGACUGUAAUUAAGCUUAAGGUCUGCAAUGUUCAUGGGCUAUUGCAACAUCUAGACAUUUUUUGGGGGUGUCAAAACAUCAUCACAUCUAGACUUAAUGUGUUGUUUUAUGUUUGGUGCUUAUUGAACAGCUCAAUAUACUCUUGAAAGUUCAAA
Messenger RNA from Lotus japonicus, 1668 nucleotides. RefSeq names its product 2-oxoglutarate and iron-dependent oxygenase domain-containing protein CP2. Gene Ontology annotation, molecular function: oxidoreductase activity, acting on paired donors, with incorporation or reduction of molecular oxygen; L-ascorbic acid binding; iron ion binding. NCBI's taxonomy places the organism in Eukaryota, Viridiplantae, Streptophyta, Magnoliopsida, Fabales, Fabaceae. The record is from RefSeq and is a predicted model, not a curated record. Bases 160 to 1302 code for a protein of 380 amino acids. The transcript is spliced from 9 exons.